This is a messenger RNA of Paramecium primaurelia, 252 nucleotides long. The record is from the annotation of a GenBank genome assembly. Lineage: Eukaryota; Ciliophora; Oligohymenophorea; Peniculida; Parameciidae.
AUGAACUUUAAUAAAUUAAUCAAAAACAUACUAUAUAGUGAUUUAAAUGAACAAGUUCUUUUCUAUUAAGGAGAAUUAACUGAAUAAAAAUUAAAGCGAUCAGAAAUUAAGAGUUUAUUAUAUUAACUGAAUAAUAGGUUUAAAGAUUAAAAAUUUGAGAGAGAAAGAAUAUUAGUAAGAGUCUAAGAUUUCCAUAAAAUCAGAAGUUUAAUUGGAUAGAAUUAGAAGAAUGAGAAGAAUACAUAUUGUUGA